UAUACAGGUCCUAUAUUUAAAUAUAGGACCUCUUACCAUGGGAGAAGGCAAGAUAUCUUCUUUGUUUUAUUUUAUUUUUCACACUUGUUUUUGGGAAGGCAAUUCAGGGAGAAAAGUUUUGCUGUCAGACAAUUGCUAUUACACAUAGUGUUUGGACGGAGAGCAUUUGUCACGCUCCCUUUUUGUCCAUGGAGACCAGUUUAAGGUUGUAAAGAUACUAAGUUAAUUGUUUGAAAGCCUAUUCAGUUCAAAUACUAUAAUUAUAUUAUUAUUAUUACCCAUUAAUGUCACUUUGAUUAUUCUAACAAUGUGCAUGGGAACCACAUUAAAUGCAUUAGCAAUUAUUACUGAAAUAAUAUGAGAAAGGUAUAUCUCUGCAUAAUUAUGAUGUACAUGUGGAAAAACUAACUGUAACAUAUAAUGUCCAAGUUUUAAAUCUCUGUCACUUUUCACUUUUUAUCAACUAAGGGUAAAAUAGUUAAAACAUAAAAAACAAAGCUGGUACCCAGCCCUGUCUUAAUUGUACAAUUGGAACUGCUGUUACACAGACUUGUACUAAAACAUUGUUUUUUUACUCUUUACUCCCAAAUCUACUGUUUUUGUUUUGAAGGUUUCCAAGGAGCUUUAGUGAGGUUGCCAGUAUUUUAUUUUUAAAACUUCAAAAUGGCUGUCAAAUAUUACAUAGCACUUUAAAACAUUAACAUACAUGGAUCAUAGCUGAUGAUGCAUUAGGCAGAAGCUCAGAUACUGAGAUUCUACCCUAACAUUUCAGGUCUUUUUAAGCUUUUUAAGCUAUUUCCCUCUCAAACCUUUUCCCAUCUGGGGGAACCUUUCACAGUAAAACAUCACCUUUCCAAAUAAAAUAUUUUAAUUUUUCCUAUUUUAGUUUUCUUAGUUUUUAAAUGUUGUUUAGAGCUGGGAUGAUGUGCUAUUUUGCUCAUUUUAGCUGCAGUGCUCUGGAUUGACUUUUUAGAGAAGAUAAGACAUUAAAAGAUGCUAAUAGUCACAAAGUCACAUAACAGGGCUUCACAGCUGUGAAGCCCUGUGGGGGAAAUGGAGAUUUGUUUUUUCUUUUGCCUUCCCUGGCAAUGUGUUUCCUGCAACAUUUGCUGGUCUAGUUUCACAAAUGUCAAUUUAAAAUGUCAAGUACAUACACAUAUAAAACGUGUUCAUUCUUAACUUUUGGUGGAAAAAGUGAUUGAAAAUGGAUUUAUUCACUGCAUGUCUGUGGAAGGUUGAACUGCACAUAAACACAAAAAAGACACAAAUCAAAACUGUCAGAUUACUUUCAGUUAUUUAUCCGUGAUAAUAACUCAUAAAUAGUCCAAAUAGUUGAAUGUAUUGUGUUUCUUUCUUUCAUACUGAAGAAAAGAAACCGUGCAUUUCUAUCCUAAAUAAAAAUAUACAAAACUUCAGGUAUUUCAUAUUAAAAAACGUGGAAAAAUCUCACGAAAACUCCAGAAAGUACGAUGAUGAAAGGCUUACAGUAGCCUAUUCAAAUAUGCCGCAUGCGGUGUGUUAAUGUGUUCUCUCAUUAGUACGAGAGAACGCAAAAGAAAACAACUUCCCCAUGUCCCCUCCAGGGCUCCGUAGUGUGCGGACUUUUGACCGUUUCUCUUCAGCUCAGUUUUGUUUCCACUCAGAACGUUAUGGGAUGAUGCAUUUGUCAGGGCCUGAGUGGGAGCAUAGAGCAGCAACACCCCCAGAAAGAGACAGCCAACCAACAGUCAAUAAAUGGGCUCAUCACAUCACGGCGUUCACUCCUCUAGUUUGGUUCGUUCAUCUGUUUGUUAAAACACGUGGAAAUGAGAGAAAAGAGCGUUAAUGUGAGCGAAGAUGCUUCACUCGCUCAAAAGUUUACUGUACUUGGUAAUGUACACUGAAUGUAAAGGUCUUUUUCAUUUAUUUCUUUUUUUUUAGAAAAGUCCAAAUUGCCGUUUUUGUUGUAAAUGGGCUGGUCUUCUCACCAUUACUAAUCCCUGCUUAUCUUAUUAAGCCCAGUUAUAUUUGUUGCAUUGCAACAUGGAGGUGAGGUUUUUUCUUUUUUUAUAUAUAUAUAAAAAAUACUGUUUUUAAUGUUUUCGGUUUUGUUGUUUAAUUAACCGUUUACGUAUCAUUUCUCGCUGUGUUUAUGUUGUUGUAGAAUAUAUGCAUACACUGUACCUUGUUUCAGAAAACAGAAUGACUGAAACAUCAGAGCAGCUUAAAGUAGAAGAAAGCAUUUUCUGCAUAUUCGUUUUUAGAAAAUCAGAUGGCAGUUAUCCUUUUUUCCUCCCAACUGACCGCGAAAGCUUAAGGUAUUCCAGCUCCUUUAAUUGAAACUUAUUGUUUAAAAUUGUAUUAUGACUGCAGAAUAAAAUCAAAUGCGCCAUUUCAACCAAAGAUUGGAAUCCGCUUCUCAACCAGAUGUUUUUAUAAUUUUAUAAUUAUCUUUCAUUUAAAACAGCGAGCCAAUAGCAUGCUGCUCCGAAUGAGGAUCAAGUUUUACUUAUAGUUUUAUGAGAUCUAAUUAAGGAAAUUUCAUUCACCGUAGCAUUUGUCCCAACGUUCCAGCGACUGGACCCGAUCAGUAACCCCAACCCGAUCAGUAACCCCAACCCGAUCAGUAACCCCAACCCGAUCAGUAACCCUAACCCGAUCAGUAACCCCAACCCGAUCAGUAACCCUAACCCGAUCAGUAACCCUAACCUAACCUAACCUAACACACUACAGGAUGAUCGGUUAAGAUUGUCGGAAGCGACAAUCUUAGAACUCAGAAAGUUAUAAGAUUGUCGCAAGGGCAAAAUCGGGCCAAAAAAUCGUGUAGUGGGUCUUAACUGGGCUUAAGACCUACUGCUGAAAGCAACAAACUGAAAUAUAAGGAAUUCUUCUGCUUUUAGAAGCAGUCAGUUGGAUGUAGUGAGAAUACUUGCUUUGAAACGUUUUUUUCUUGACGUUUUGAAUUUGUUGUGGAUUGUCUGUUUAAUAGUUAACUCCUUUCUAAACCGAGUGAAACAUCUUCCAAAAUAGAGCAGCUUUUUCGCCACGAUGUUUCUGACGUCACGCCAUCCUCGGCUUUGCUUUACAUUAGAAGGUUUAGUGCAGCGCGGGGUAAAGUUUUCUCGCGAAACGUUACAAAAACAGCGCGUGUGCUGUGUUAAAUGGCUCAGAUGAGGGCUGAAGGGACCGAACACGGUUCUCAGUCUGAAUCCAAACAAAGCGACUCUUGGACCAACUUUAAGGCACAAGCCGCGGAAGACCCUAAACGGGAACCGGGUGUCAACAAUGAGGACAAACCAGCCGAGGACUGCGGCAGUUGUACGGCAGCGGGGCCCGGGCACAACCCGCAGUCCUUUUCCGACAUGGACGGGGAAGGUACGUCGCCUCACAGGAAGCCGGGCAACAGCGAUGUGGAAUGUGGCUUUAAACUCGGCCAACCUGAAGAAAGCCCUGCGCAGGGUAGUCUAGCGAGCAGCACGGACUCCGCACAAGAGGGCUCGCGAGUCCUGAAAGCAGAACAAAGAGAAGCGGAGAACGGGCGCAGCUCGGAGCCUCGCGGCUGCACAAAGGCCGCGGGAAAGGCCGAACACGCGGCCAGGCGGUGGGUCGCUGUGGAGUUGAACUCAGUGGAAGGAGAACCGCUCAGCCGCAUGGACUCUGAGGACAGUUUCUGCUCCACCCUGAUGGACAUUGAGAGCACUGCGUCCAGCGGUCGUUCCACUCCUGCCAUGCUCAAUGGUCACAGUGGGGGGGCAGUGGCAGUAACAGGCUCUGGACCUGCUGUGAGCAAAUCUCUGAACUACACCUGCUGCUGGGAUGACUGCCAGCUUCUGUUCUCCAGCAGCCCUGACCUGGCUGAACACAUUCGAUCUGUGCAUGUGGAUGGACAGAGAGGAGGGGUGUUUGUGUGCCUGUGGAAGAACUGCAAGGUGUACAACACUCCGUCCACCAGUCAGAGCUGGCUGCAGAGACACAUGCUGACCCACAGUGGAGACAAGCCCUUCAAGUGCGUGGUUGGCGGCUGCAAUGCCACUUUUGCCUCACAGGGGGGGCUGGCACGCCACGUUCCCACCCACUUCAGUUCCCAAGGUUCUUCCAAAACAUCCAGUCAGGGAAAAGUGAAGGAGGAAUCUCCAUCCAAGGCUGGUCUGAUCAAGAGAAGGAAACUCAGGAACAAAUAUAGACGUUCACUGCCUCGACCCCACGACUUCUUUGAUGCACAAACCAUGGAGGCCAUCCGGCAUCGAGCCAUAUGUCUCAACCUGGCAACACACAUUGAGAGCCAGGGCAACGGACACAGUGUGGUCUUCCACAGCACGGUUGGUUCUCUCUCUGUCUCACAGCAUGAACAGAACGGACCCACCACACAGAACACAGAACGGACCCACCACACAGAACACAGAACGAACCCACCACACAGAACACAGAACGAACCCACCACACAGAACGGACCCACCACACAGAACACAGAACGAACCCACCACACAGAACGAACCCACCACACAGAACGAACCCACCACACAGAACGAACCCACCACACAGAACACAGAACGGACCCACCACACAGAACACAGAACGAACCCACCACACAGAACACAGAACGAACCCACCACACAGAACACAGAACGAACCCACCACACAGAACACAGAACGGACCCACCACACAGAACACAGAACAGACCCACCCCUGCUCUCUUUUGUUUCUAGGUGAUAGCCAGGAGGAAAGAGGAUUCUGGGAAAGUGAAGGUGCUGCUGCACUGGACACCUGAAGAUAUACUGCCUGACGUGUGGGUGAAUGAGAGCGACAGACUGCAGCUGAAGACCAAGGUGGUUCAUCUGUCCAAGCUGCCGACAGACACAGCUGUCCUCCUGGCCCCCAACAUUUACAG
This is a messenger RNA of Poeciliopsis prolifica (blackstripe livebearer), 4868 nucleotides long. Its product is annotated as zinc finger protein aebp2-like. NCBI's taxonomy places the organism in Eukaryota, Metazoa, Chordata, Actinopteri, Cyprinodontiformes, Poeciliidae. The record is from RefSeq and is a predicted model, not a curated record. Gene Ontology annotation, cellular component: ESC/E(Z) complex. Bases 3141 to 4748 code for a protein of 535 amino acids. Gene Ontology annotation, biological process: regulation of transcription by RNA polymerase II. The transcript is spliced from 6 exons.